This is a messenger RNA of Rosa chinensis, 660 nucleotides long. RefSeq lists its product as uncharacterized. NCBI's taxonomy places the organism in Eukaryota, Viridiplantae, Streptophyta, Magnoliopsida, Rosales, Rosaceae. The transcript has 2 exons. Bases 1 to 660 code for a protein of 219 amino acids. The record is from RefSeq and is a predicted model, not a curated record.
AUGUUGAAGUUCUGUGGAAAGCCUCUCACAGAAGAUGAGCUACUUGAGAAGACUCUCUCCACCAUUCCCGUCUCAGCAAUUGUGAUAUCAAAGCAAUUUCGCACAGAAGUCAAUGCUGGACGAAUUACAAGGUUUAAUGAGCUUAUUAAUAUUUUGUCGGUAUCUGAAAAGUACGACAACAUCCUUGUAAAGAAUUAUAAUUCUAGGCCCAUAGGAACCAAGAGCGUCCGUGAGGCAAAUUAUAAUGCACCCAAAAAGGGGCGCAAGCAGCAAAACCCUAAUAAUAAGGGACAAGAAAGGCGUACGGGCCCAUAUAACCACCCCAAUAAAGAGAGAAACCGCAACUUUAAAGCGGACACUCGUGGUGGCAACUUCACACGUGGUGGUAACUCCACACGUGGCAACUUCACACGUGGUGGCAACUCCACACGUGGGAGAGGAGGCAACCAUAAUGACGUGUGUCAUAGAUGCGGAUCAAUCGAGCAUUGGUUCAAACAAUGCCAUGCAAGUACUAAACUAGCUGCAAGCUACAAAGAGUAUAGGCAAAACAGGGAGCAAGAAUCCAACCUUGCCGAAAAUGAAGAUAGUGAAGAUGUCAAUCUCACAAUAGAGGACUUCAAAGCUGAACAAAUGCACGAGGAUGCAGCAGACUUUGAUUAG